AUGAAGCAGAAAGAGAUGAAUCUAAAAAGCAAAGGGCUUUCUCUGAAAAUGUUUCUGAUGGUACCUGCCAUGAACAGAAGUUUGAACAGAGAGAAUCCAGAUAUUUUGAUUAUGAUGAUUGCAGGGAAGCAGAUAAUAAGGGAUGUUGAGGAGGACAAAAGCGAUCAGAGAGAGAGGGAAUACAUGGGCCCAGUAAAGCCUGCAACACAAAUGAGUGCCACUGCACCAAACACUAAUGACCACAUAUAUUGGCAAGGAGUUGUUACAUGUUACUCCUUUGCUGAUUAA
Molecule: messenger RNA, 288 nt
Organism: Sphenostylis stenocarpa
Lineage: Eukaryota; Viridiplantae; Streptophyta; Magnoliopsida; Fabales; Fabaceae
Source: the annotation of a GenBank genome assembly